This is a messenger RNA of Anopheles moucheti, 2301 nucleotides long. RefSeq names its product progestin and adipoQ receptor family member 3. The transcript is spliced from 6 exons. NCBI's taxonomy places the organism in Eukaryota, Metazoa, Arthropoda, Insecta, Diptera, Culicidae. The record is from RefSeq and is a predicted model, not a curated record. Gene Ontology annotation, molecular function: signaling receptor activity. Bases 270 to 1361 code for a protein of 363 amino acids. Gene Ontology annotation, cellular component: membrane.
AGCAGUGCGGUGCGUACGGUGAGCUGUCAAUAGACGUUUGGUGGUUACAGUGGUUGUGAUACCUUUCGUGCUUGUCGAUCCCGUCCGGGACCGGUUCAUAACCCGUCCGGGAACAUUGACGGUGCGUCCGUGUAACGUUCCAGAUACCCGGUACGGUAAAGUGCCGCGCAAAUACUCGCCCAAGCCCAAGCACUGUCCCGCGUCAAUCAAAACCAACUAAACAUUGUCAUCUGCGUGAUCAACCGCCACCUCAUCUUGUGGUUUGCAGCAUGAACGAGUGGAACGAGCUGCUGAAGGCGGAACUGUUGCCACCGUCCGGCAGCUACCGGGCGGAUGUGGACGGAGCGAGCGGCAUGAAGUGUGGCCUGCUGCGGUCAGCUGUUGCUUCCUCCUUCGCACAGCCACUGGACGAUCACGGGCUCUAUCAUCGGCACCCGCAGAAGGGCAUUGCCAACCCACCGGUAUUGGAGGAUGCCACGGAAAAGCACGGUUCAUCCUCGGAACUGACACCAGUCGGAUGGCGUGAGAAGGUAGUUGCCUACGAUGACGCACCGGAGCAUUUGCGGUUCAACCCAUUCAUCCGUACCGGCUACCGUACCUAUCUGUCCGCGCGCCUAUGCCUGGAGAGUAUGUUCUGGUGGACGAACGAGACGGUCAACAUCUGGAGUCACAUACUCGGACUGUGCGUGUUCCUGAUACUCGCGUACUACGAUACCGCCAUGCUGCAGAUACAGGCCACCACGGUCGACAAGGUGAUCGUCGGUAUGCUGCUGCUCAGCUUCCAGCUCUGUAUGAUCUUCUCGUCGAUCUAUCACACGUUCUCGUGCCACUCGGCGGACAGCUACGACCGGUUGCUCGCGUUCGACCUGUUCGGCAUCGCCCUCUCACUGCUGGCCAUCUUCAUGAGCGGUAUCUACUACGCCUUCUGGUGCAAUCAGCCUUUGCGCGACUUCUACAUGAUCACGAUCGGGGUCAUCUUUGCCGCGGCCAUGGCCCUGCAGAUCCCACAGCUGAACGUGCACUCGAACGUGAAAAUGUUGGCCUUUGUUGCCUGGGCCGCGUACGGUGUCGUACCCACGCUGCACUGGUACUUCGUUAUGGGCGGGACCGAAAGUACGAUGGUGAAGAUCUUCAUUCCGCGCGUUGCCGUGAUGUACGCGUUGUCUGGCUUCGCCUUUUUGAUAUACGUUGCCAAAAUUCCGGAACGUUGGUGCAUCGGUUGGUUUGACUGCAUUGGACAUUCGCACAACUUGUGGCAUUUAAUCGUGCUGGCGGCAUUGUGCUACUGGCACAACAGCGGCAUGAAGUAUGUAGAGUUCCGGAUGACACAUGGAUGCUCCGCCGGCGUCCAGUACGCGUAGUGGAGCUGCAGCUGCUCGAUAUCCGUGUCUUGAUGCGCUUCGCGGACUGCGAGAGUGUAGUGAAGGCGCACACCAAACAGUACCGAUCUGGAAUGGGGCAAGCAGUACGGCAAUAUAGAAGAUGCUUUGCGGUGGCUAGCAUCUAACAUCUAGCAAGCGUAGGGAACCAUCGCAGUCAGACGGCAUUCCAGCAAUUCCAGCAGUGGAGAAGGCGCAGACCGACCGAGCUUUUAACCGACUAGGCUGCUCUAGAGGACGCUCUAGAGUGAUCGCAUCUAGUUCAACGAGCUAACCGAGGCUAUCCUACCUCUUCUCCACGGUGGCCGCGCCACACCUUGGCUUGCAGCACCACCAGUAGUUGCGCCACGUCCGAACGGUCCUCUAUUUCCCAGCAUCAAACGGGUUGCAUCACCUCACCGGGGCUUCGUGUAGCUGUUCAACCUCCUCCGAAGCACCGCUGCAAGGGGAGAAAAAAGGGAUGAAAACAUACAGGUGUGAAACGGAUAACGGGCAGGGUGUGAAUGAAGCCUACGCUCCAAUGGGAAACCCUUUCCAAAUAUGCGUCUGAAUGGAAAUUCGUGGUGGGAGCCGUAUUAAAUAGUGACGAGUAUAUCGGUAAAGUGUCUUCACGAUGGCGAAGACAUGUACUACGCACAGGCUCUACGGAGGCUCUAGGAUAUUUGUUGUUGUAGCCAACCCUUCUAGCGGACACUAGCAGAGACUGAGCAGAGGACAAUAAACAAUAAACAGAAGGAUCGUUGCCUUUCUGCGAAAGGCUAAGCAUGCAAAACCAUCUGCAUUCCAUCGUGCGGAACGUAUCACCAUGGAGACGUUGAAGAUGGGUGUACAAAAAAGCGAAAGUGAGACAGAAAAGCAGCAUCGUGAUAUGAGCGCAGUAAGAGCAUGUAAACCAAACGGAACGAAAUUUAAUAACUAAUUA